Molecule: messenger RNA, 1288 nt
Organism: Drosophila virilis
Lineage: Eukaryota; Metazoa; Arthropoda; Insecta; Diptera; Drosophilidae
Product: transcriptional cofactor Bfc
Source: RefSeq, a predicted model, not a curated record
AUCACUUCAGUCACAUUCCAGAGCUCCAUCCAAAAACAAUUCCUCAAAAUUCAAAUUUUAGGUUUACCAAUUUUCAGAACAAAUUUCCGCUUCGGUCACUUGUUUAAUGUUCGGCAGAAUUUUAUGUUAAAAUGGACUUUAUUCCGCAUUUAUUGUACAUGUUUGAUUUUGUGGUCGAUGAUGUGGUGAUAACGCGUAAGAAUCACUGUGCGCCCGAGGAGUACUCCACCUGUGUGGAGCUAACGUUCCGGUCUAGCGUCUAUGUCAAUAUAUGCGAUCGUGAGUAUGGGGGCUGCAUCGAGCCCAAGCAGCCGCAGUGCGGCAAGUGUUGUAUUUUUGCAUUGGAAUCGCCAAUCACACCCGAGGAUCGACUGUUGGUGCAUGUCUAUAAGAAACGUACGGAUCGCUGCAAGUUUCUGAUUGGCUUCAGUGAGGUCAGAGUAAAGCCGCUUUUUGAUAAGGUUGACAAAGAGUUUAAUACUGAGAACUGGGACUGGAGGAGUAAGCGGCAGAAUAAUAUGAUGAAUUUGCCCUCGUUGAAGGGCAGCAACAGGGACCUGCUGGACACGUGCGAGUGCUUCAAUGCCGGCUUUCAACGCUUGGAGCAGCUAUGCCCCAGCUAUACCAUGGCCAAGAGAAUGCUGCCUCUCUUCAAUAUCUGCCAACAGCAGACCGGCAACAUGGUGCUCAUAAUGCGUCUGCUCUGCCAUGGACCCACCAUAGUAUCGCACUUCAAAAAGGUUGGCAAGAAAUUGGUCCCAAUGCCGCGCCCACCGGAUCAGCAUCCAUGUUAUAUAAUACCGGCAGAGCGCGACGGCAAACGACCCACCAAAGGCUAUCGUUACUUUGCCUGCAAUGAGGAUAAAUUGUGUCCCUAUGACAUAUGUGAGGAUGAGUUCGAUCGCGAUUGCCCCACUGUGCCGUGUAAGUAUCGAUGCAAGAAGAUUGUGGAGCACUACAGACCGUGCGGGGAUUGUGCCGACGUUGACAUAUUUCCCAGAUUCGCUUCCUAUGACAAUCUACUUGUUAAGAGACAACAGCAGAUGGAGAAUAAUCAGAAAACUAUCUGUCGUAAGAUCAGAAGUUCAACCGAGCAGAACAAGCCAUGCGGUAGGUGUGUCGACUUAACUCCCGGAUUAGAUUGCAAUACAAAUAAGAAAAAAAGGAAACAUAAGAAGAAGAGUCAUAAGAAAACUAAGAAGACAUAAUGGACAUCCGUUUUGUAACCGUGAAACUCUACCUACUGCACGUACUGAUGCAUUGUGAGAAGAAAGGGAAAAACAAAAAA